Messenger RNA from Ectocarpus sp. CCAP 1310/34, 960 nucleotides. Lineage: Eukaryota; Phaeophyceae; Ectocarpales; Ectocarpaceae. The record is from the annotation of a GenBank genome assembly.
AUGGGCGCCUGCGUUAGAACGAGGGGGACGGAAAGUGACGAGGGCGAAACCGCUUUCCAAGGUCACUGGGAGAGUAAGCGCAGCACGUUAUCAGGGUGCAACAUUGCUCAGAAGAUUCUCGGCGGAGUUCCUGCUAGUUCAACUUGGGGGAAGCCCGAACGUCGUGAGGGCUCCACCAUGGUCUCGACAGCACCUAUUGCUUCUCCAGCAUCCUCAAACAACCCGUGCCGAAUAUUGACGACAGAGAUUUCCUUCGACCACGUCGAAACCAAAGUUGACAGCUUGGUCAUCACUCCAGAGUCAUUGUCAAGGUUACCAGACAAAAGUGAAGGGAGCGGGGAGUUGGAGGAUACAGAAGAAGGCAGCAUUGGCGCAGGGGAUUGGCUGGACGUGACCCAUGCCAUGUUAGAUGCACUCGGACCCGACUGACGAGAGCAUCCUCGCGGAAGACAACUUGGCUCUCGAACUCUGGGAAUAAUGCUCUUUUGAGAAGUGUGUGGUUUGAGCACUGCAAAAGACUUUAUGUCAGUACAGUGUAGUUCCAACUCGAAUUCGGAGUACGAGGUAUUGUCAUCACAGGAGUCUAACGAUUGAAAACAUGUGGCCAUUAUUUUUUUCUGCUGCAGUACUUCUGUGUUUCCGAGAAUGAAUGAUGUCGGAAGGUCGUGCAUUGGCGGGACGGUAGGUGAUGACGGAGAACUCUCGCCCAAAGGCGAGCUCCUUCAUGACAAAUAUCCCGCGGUUUCCGUCGAGCAUUGGGAUUCUUCGUCCACGCACGUAGAGGCGUGAUGCUGCUGAUGCAGUAUUUUCCAGUCAGACAGUGCAGGCGAAGGAUUGACGUGCAAUACUCUCGUUGUAUGCGUACGACAAAAAAUCAACAAAAUUGGUCGUGCGCCCGACCUCUCCGAAAGAGAAACCCCGGAACAUGUUUUUCAGUGAGUCCAAAGUACUGUAUUUGGG